Molecule: messenger RNA, 1844 nt
Organism: Geodia barretti
Lineage: Eukaryota; Metazoa; Porifera; Demospongiae; Tetractinellida; Geodiidae
Source: the annotation of a GenBank genome assembly
CCUGCAUACCGCAAAGCUCAAAGCCGUUUGGCUUUGCUUUGUGAUAAAAUUUAAUAGAUCCAAGGAAUAUUUUUUCCAUCCAUAUUUUUGUGUUCUAUAAAUUUUGGAUGCUAUAUGCUCACCAUACUUCAAUGUAAUGGGAACAGUUCAGACGUGAAGGGGGCGGUGGUGGGGAUCGACCUCGGCACCACCAACUCCUGUGUGGCGGUCAUGGACGGGAAGAACCCGAGGGUCAUCGAGAACUCAGAGGGAUCUCGAACCACUCCGUCGGUUGUGGCCUUCACAAAGGACGGCGAGCGGCUCUGUGGCAUUCUCGCCAAGAGACAAACUGUAACUAAUCCAAAGAACACAGUGUAUGCUACCAAGAGGCUCAUAGGGCGACGGUUUGACGACGAGGAAGUCAAGAAAGAAGCGAAAACGGUGCCGUAUGAGAUAGUCCGAGCCUCCAAUGGCGACGCGUGGGUCAAGACGGCCCACGACGGAAAGAUGUACUCACCAAGUCAGAUCGGAGCGUUUGUCCUCAUGAAGAUGAAAGAGACGGCAGAGGCCUACCUGGGCCAGCCGGUGAAGAAUGCCGUCAUCACAGUGCCCGCAUACUUCAACGACUCUCAGAGACAGGCCACAAAGGAUGCAGGGCAGAUUGCUGGACUGAAUGUGCUGCGGGUUGUCAACGAACCGACAGCUGCAGCUCUCGCCUACGGACUGGAUAAAGCCGACGACAAAAUGUUAGUCGAAUUUCCUUUCUGGCAGCUGCUUUGAUCUUUGGUGAAAAUUUCCCCACGCUGAUCAGUGUACUAUAGUGGUACAGCGAAAACCGUUUCCCAAAAGUUGGGAUACUACAAACAAACCCUUAGAUCUGAGCGCAGCGUCUCUUUGUAGUGUGUAUCUGAGGUUAAGGAUGUACACCUUCACAGUAAGGGACACUUGACAUGAAGCCUGUUGCAGAAGUAGCUGCUAGAUUGUUUCCAGAGUGUGUGUAUAGUAGCACCUUUAACCCCUUUCAACCUCCCUAUCAGUGUAGCAGCUCCUUUAACCCCUUUCCACCUCCUCUGUCCAGCAUAGCGGUGUAUGACCUGGGUGGAGGGACGUUUGAUAUCUCGGUGCUGGAGAUACAGAAGGGAGUGUUUGAAGUAAAGUCAACCAACGGCGACACCUUCCUCGGUGGAGAGGACUUCGACAAUGCCCUCGUACAGCACCUCGUCGCCGAGUUCAAGAGAGACCAAGGACUGGACAUCUCCACUGACAACAUGGCCCUGCAGAGAGUCAGAGAGGCGGCAGAGAAGGCCAAAGUCGAGCUCUCCUCCUCCAUGCAGACGGACAUUAACCUUCCCUUCCUCACCAUGGACACCAGUGGACCGAAGCACAUGAACCUCCAGCUGACGAGGGCAAAGUUCGAGGCACUAACGGCGCACCUCAUAGAGCGAACGGAGGGGCCGUGUCAGAAGGCCAUUAAAGACGCCGACAUCAGCAAGGGAGAAAUCAGCGACGUCAUACUCGUUGGAGGAAUGACACGAAUGCCACGGGUUCAAGAUACGGUGAAGAGAAUCUUCGGCCGGGCGCCGAGUCGGUCCGUCAAUCCCGACGAGGCCGUGGCGGUAGGGGCGGCGGUCCAGGGGGGAGUGUUGGCGGGGGACGUGACGGACGUCGUGUUGCUGGACGUGACUCCACUGUCGCUGGGGAUCGAGACUCUGGGGGGCGUGUUCACGAGACUCAUCUCCAGGAACACCACCAUUCCCAGCAAGAAGGGCCAGGUGUUUUCCACGGCGGCGGACGGGCAGACUUUACUACUCUCUUGUGAUGGUGAAUGCUGCAGAGAACACUCGGCUCCUGAGGCAGUGCUGUGA